UACGAGUAUUUCAGCUUGAUCGAGAUUAGGGCACGGCCGGAGACGGGCCCAACCUCACGUGCCGGUGUCUCCUAUCGGUCCUAUCUCACCAGUCCAUCGCCUUCGAAGCCGCCAAAUCCAGCGCUUAGAAAGCGAAGAUCGGGCUUGCGACCCCUCCCCAUCUCUCUAUCUUUCGCGCUUUUUCUCUAUCUCCUUCUCCGGAGAGAGCACAGAAGGGGAAAUAAGGGAGGAAAAGCGGAAAACUAGAGGGCGGACGAUGCGAGGAAAACACUGGGGUAUUGUGGUGAGCUAGUUGCCUGCUAGUGGUCUGAAUUUUGUACCCGGCGCCGACUGAUCGAUUUGGAGGCCCCUCACUGAUUUUUCACUGGUUAUGAUGACAUCAAAAGCCAAUGGAAGCAUACAAAGGUCUGAAAAGCUAAAGCAUGUUGAAGAAGCAUCACCAAACUGGGUCAUUAUUGUAGGUGGUGCCUUGCUAAGCACUCUCUCUAUAAGGCUCUGUUGCAAGCUGAAGCAGGCUUUUGAAGUUAAGAAGUCAACAAAAACUCAUGUUUCAUCAAAAGGGAUCUCAAAUAGCGCAUCAGGAGGAAAGUACGCACCCAUUAGCCCCAUGUCUAAAGAUGGUGAUGAUUAUCUUUCUAUGGUCAAGGUGCCAUCAGCUCAGUCAAGCAUGGACAAUGUCAGACCAAUACAGGGAUCAUUACUUGAUCGCUUUGAGCUUCCGUUAAGUUCAAAUAAUUUGGAUUCUCCCUGCAUAUCGGAAUCGGGAUCGGAUAUCUACAGCAAGAGAGAAGUUAUGCAAAAACUACAGCAGCAAAUUAAAAGGCGAGAUGAUAUGAUAAUAGAGAUGCAAGCACAAAUCACAUUCCUCCAGAACUCUCUGAACGUUCAAAUGGCACACACUACCCAUUUGCAGGCUCAGCUUGAUUCUUCAUAUAGAGAGCUUUUUUAUUCAGAGAGAGAAAUUAAACGGAUCCAGAAAGCCAUUGCCGAUCACUGUGCAUGCAACAUUAUUUCUCUGGAAAGGCCUUCGGAUGCUGCUAAUGGACAUGCCGAAGAACACCAUGAUGACUAUGCUGAUGCGGGGUUGCUUUGUAUUGGUUUUGAGAAGAGCAGAGGGGAGGAUGUGAUUGAGAUGCUUAGGAAGUCUGUGGAGGAAAUGAAGGAAGUGAUUAAAGGAAAGGAUUUCUUGAUUCAGAGCUACAAGGAGCAGAAGAUGGAACUGUGCUCAAAGAUGACAGAAUUGCAGCUGAGGCUUCCUUCUCAGCAGAUAUUGUUUCAUUUACUUGUUUCCGCCUGAAGGCUUGACAAUAGAUCAGUAAGAUUGAAGAAGAGACUCGAGCUGCUUUGCUUUGAUCUAAUGAUUUUUGUACGAUGUGUUGUUACUUGUGCAUAAAUUUAUAUGAUAAGUGGAAAGUGGAACUUUUAAUUACUACGAAUCAAUCUGCUUCAAUGAAGACAGAAAAGUAUGUUAGAAAUAUGCUGCCUAUUUUACACUUUUUGAUCGGACUUUUUUG
Messenger RNA from Phalaenopsis equestris, 1514 nucleotides. RefSeq lists its product as uncharacterized. The coding region runs from base 371 to 1297 and encodes 308 amino acids. NCBI's taxonomy places the organism in Eukaryota, Viridiplantae, Streptophyta, Magnoliopsida, Asparagales, Orchidaceae. The record is from RefSeq and is a predicted model, not a curated record. The transcript is spliced from 4 exons.